This is a messenger RNA of Rhipicephalus sanguineus (brown dog tick), 9040 nucleotides long. Its product is annotated as inactive tyrosine-protein kinase 7. Gene Ontology annotation, cellular component: axon; plasma membrane. Bases 220 to 3654 code for a protein of 1144 amino acids. Lineage: Eukaryota; Metazoa; Arthropoda; Arachnida; Ixodida; Ixodidae. Gene Ontology annotation, molecular function: protein tyrosine kinase activity; ATP binding; cell-cell adhesion mediator activity. The transcript has 13 exons. The record is from RefSeq and is a predicted model, not a curated record. Gene Ontology annotation, biological process: axon guidance; homophilic cell-cell adhesion; dendrite self-avoidance.
GAACCACGCCGUGAACUCGCAGUAGAGUCGAAAGCGCCCUGGCGCCGCGCUUGCCGCUUUGUUGUGGGAGUUGUGCCAGGCGACGGCGCUGUGCUGUGCCGCCCGAUGAUGCUUGUGUCGUCGACGCCGAGCGAGAUUUGAACAAGGAGGCGCGUUCGUCGUGUUGUGGAAGUGUUCUUGUUCCGCGUUGUUGAACGCCGCCGGCGGUGUUACAUCGUCAUGGAUUUGAAACACGGAUUGACGACGCCGCCGAUCAUCGCGUGCUGCUCCGCCGCCUCCUGGCGCCUGUCGCUGCUGCUGGCUGUGCUGUCCUGGUGUGUCCUUGGCGGUGUCCUGUGCCAGGACAGCUUCUACUUCAGCCCCCAGCCGGCCGACGUGCGCGUGCGCAAGGGAGAGAGCGCCACGCUGCGCUGCGGCGUCUCCAACGGCGACCGGGUCGCCUUCCACUGGACGCUGGACGGCGAGCCGGUGCGCAACACGACCCGACGCUUCCAGCAGGGGUCCGACCUGAGGCUCACCCGAGUCGAUCCCAGCCUCGACAUGGGCGAGUUCCGGUGCAUCGCCACGAACGUCACGUCCGGCUUCUCGCUCGCGUCGCAGGGAGCACAGCUCAACAUACUCUGGAUCGGCGACCACGUGAGCGUGGAGCUGCACAGCCCGUCUUCACCCGACCAGCUGGCGGUGGGCGGCGAGCUGUCCUUGCGCUGUCGCGCCGAAGGAGUGCCCGAGCCUCAGCUCGAGUGGUUCCACAACGGGGUGCGCCUCUUCCGUAGCGAGAGGGUCACCUUCCGGGGACGACGCUUCCACCUGGCCGCCCUGACGCCUUCCGACAACGGCGUCUACACGUGCGCCGCUUCCUCCGAGGCCGGCAUGGUGCGAAGCCGCCGAGGGUUCGCCCUCACGCUGGCCGGCGAGAACGUGCCCCGGAUCAGCACGCUACCUAGCGACGUGACCGUGAAGCGCGGAGACGUUGCUCGGCUUGAUUGCGUCUACGAACGGGCCGCGAUCACGGAGUGGUACGCCCUGGACGGCGACGUUCCCCUCGGCAACACCACCAAGACAACGAUACUGGGCAACUCCUCGCUGCUGGUGCAGAAUGUCCAGAGCUCAGACGAGGGGCUCUACCGCUGUGUCGGCGUGGGCCAGGACAAGAACGCCGCGCAGCAGUCCUUCGUUGCAAGGAUAAGUCUCGCAUACCUCGAGGACUUCAAGCACGGGUCAGUCGAGCCCCCGUUGCCAGAGGACCGCACCGUGGUGGCCGCAAAGGGGGGCCAGCUGGAGCUGCUCUGCGUGGUUCCAGAGGGCCAGCCACGGCCGAGGGCCUGGUGGGAGGACCCCUCGGGUCAUACCAUUGGCGACACUGGCCGCGUGAGGGUGUCGGGCAUGCGGCUGCUCAUCGACUCGGCCAAGAAGGGCGACGCCGGCAACUACACCUGCGUCGCACAGAACAUGGCUAACACGCGACGCACCAGUGUCACACUCUUCAUAGCCGUUGCACCGUCAUUGUCUUCUCACCCACUUGACCUAACGGUGGACGAAGGUGAGGAGACCACUCUGACGUGUUCCUACUCGGGCUCCCCACCUCCGGUCACACGGGUCACGUGGCAGCACGACGACAGGCCGCUGCGACCCGCUGGCAACGGAGGCUCGGGAAGUACAGACCCAAUCACUGCAGCUGUGAACGGCAAUGGUGGGCCAGGUCACCUGACUACUUACCCUAACGGGACACUGCAAAUCCGCAAUGUGGGCCUGAGUGAUGCCGGCGACUACUUCUGCAGUGUCAACACCACAGGUUUCCCUGUACAGACAGCAAAAGUUGCUACUUUGCAAGUCAGGGAGCGGCUGAAGUUUGUGCCGGCUCCCGUGAGCCGCAACCUGGAGCUGGGCUCCAACGCCAAGGUGUACUGCCGCGCACGGGGCAGCCCAUCGCCCAUCGUGCGCUGGAUCAAGGAGCAGGAGGGUGGCCGACAGCCGCUGUCGCUCGAGUGGCCGCCGCACAUCCGUGACGAGAACGGCACACUGCGAUUCCAAGGGGUGCGCGCCCAGGACGCCGGUCGUUACACCUGCGUCGCCACCAGCACCCAGGGACUCAUCAACGCCACCGUGCGCCUCGACGUCAUCAUGAUGCCCCGUUUCACAGUUCAGCCGUCCACGACACGAGCGGUGGAGGGUUACAGCGUCAUGCUACACUGCAAGGCAACGGGCGACCCGUCACCCACCAUCCAGUGGGAUCGCAACAACGUGCUCAACAACUUCGACCCGCAGCGCUACCGCGUCCUCGACAACGGCUCCCUCUACAUCUCCGAAGUGCACCGCGACGACGACGGCAAGUACGGCUGCACGGCCGGCAACAGCGGGGGCCUGCGGCGUGUCGAGGCCAGCCUCGUCGUGCUAGACUCCGAGGGCUACUCAUCGGGCAGCCUGCCGGGUGUGGGUGGCCCCGGCGAGAACACAAUGGCCAAGACGGUGACCAUCACGCUGGGAGCGGCCGCCAUCUACAUGGCGCUCGUCAUGGGACUCAUGAUCUGGUGCCGGUGCCGCAGGGCCCGCAGGAAGGCCAUGCUGUUGCUGCAGGUCUCCUCCGAAGUGGCCAAGCCUGACGAUGACAUUGCACCGAUGGAGAUGCAUGACAAGACAGCCCCCAUGACAGCAUCGGCGCGCGACUCGCUCAUUGCGCCUCAUGGCGGCAAUGGUGGCAUCGUCGUGAGCGACGGAAAUGCGGCUGCGGCCGACGCGCUCUCUCACAGCUCGGGCUCACACUCACAGAACUCGAGGCGCAGUCGAAGCUCGUACGACAAGCUGCACUUCCCACGCCAGGACCUGCACACCAUGAUGCUGCUCGGACGCGGUGAGUUCGGCGACGUCUUCCUGGCCAAGGCGAGGAAUAUCACCGAGGGCGAGGCCGAAACAGUAGUGAUGGUCAAGGCACUGCACUCCCGUGACGAGUGGGCGCACGCCGACUUCAAGCGCGAGAUGGACAUGUUCCACAAGCUGAGCCACGAGGGCAUUGCACGCCUACUGGGCGUCUCGCGGGACGUCGAACCAUUCCUGGUCAUCAUGGAGUACACCGACUGGGGUGAUCUCAAGCAGUUCUUGCUGGCCACUCAGAAGGACAGCCAGCGCAAGGGACCCAAGCCACCGCCCCUGAACCAGGCACAGGCCAUCGGUGUCUGCCACCAGGUGGCCCUCGCCAUGGAGCACUUGGCCAACCACCGCUUCACGCACCGGGACCUGGCAGCGCGCAACUGCCUCAUCACCUCGCGGCUCGACAUCAAGGUCAGCUGUCCGGCACUGUGCCGCGACUCGUACGUCGCUGAGUACGCCACGCACCAGAACCGAUCGGUGCCCAUCCGCUGGACGCCCGGCGAGGCGCUGUUCGAGGACGAGUGGUCCACGAAGAGCGACGUGUACUCGUUUGCCGUGCUCGCUUGGGAGGUCUUCACCCAGGGCCUAUUGCCACACGCGGACAAGGACGACGCGACAGUGCUCAGGCUGCUCAAGAGUUCCGAACUUCGCUGGACGGCGCCCGCGAGUGCCCCGAUGCCAUUCGCCGACCUCCUGGACCGCUGCUGGCAGCGGUCGCCACGUGACAGGCCUUCCUUUUCAGAGGUGGCCGUCAGGAUCGGCGAGAUCUUCGUGGACAGCAACGUCUGAAGGCCGCGCGCGACGUUGCUUAGCGUCCUUAUUCGAUAUUCAGGGUCAUUCGAAGCAGUGGGCCUAAUAAUGAAACGAGGGAGUGGGGGGUGUUGGCAGCUAUUUAGAUGGUCACGGUAGGGAUCACGGGGAGCAUCGCUGUGUCACAGCUACCUCCAAGGAAGACCUGUCAGAAUCCGCCUCUUUAAUUUUCCUGUGCUGCCCUCUACCGUUUUGGUAGGGUUCUGGUAGGGGCCGGGACAACCAAUAUCGCCAGAAGGAAAGCUUCCCCGAGAUCAAGAGGCGUUUUGAGACUUUGCUCCUAGGGGAAGAGCACAUGGGCUGUGGCAUCGUGGAAAAGGUAGAUGAGUGCCGUUUUCGCCGGCAACGUCACCUUCUGGAGGCUGUACACAUCAUCCAGUCUUGCCUCACAUCCAUAUUCAUGGUCAUUCAUGUUAGGGGGCGCACUAUUUGGGCCACAUAGUCACGGAUUGCAGUGUGGAUGCGAGCGCUAUUGUAUACAUCUCUGGGGCUACAAGUGCGGCUUUCUUGGUCAAUUCGGCCAAGGUUUUUGUAGCCGCACAAAGUACUUUUGCACGGGAAAGUGGGCAGUUGCCUAGUUUGCCUGCUUUCUUUGUGUGGCCGUAGCAAGUUAUGUGAUGCACUUAUGCAUGAAAAAUGUGGGUACAUCAGUUAUUAACAGUUACCUAAUGUUUGGUUUCAAUUACAGCGAGAAAUGGAGAUUGGUUUAUUCUAAAAAAGAUGUCUCAAGCGUACACAAAGGGCUUCAAGAGUUGUAAUCAGGUCACGAUAGUUAUCAUGUCUUUCUGCUGCCAUAAGAAGUGUCUCAGAUGCAUCAUUUAGUAAGCAAUGCAAUUUUAUAUAAUCUUUUAGUAAACAAGCUACUGCCAUUGCACAUAAGUCAUACGCCAACUGUUUGUGCUGGAUACAAAUGCUGCAUUACGUGUAAGAUCCUAUAACAUUUUUUUUUGUGAGAAUAAGGGUGCCGUGUUAAACAGGAAAUGCACACUAAGAGCAAUUCAGAAACUAGGUGUUAAGCUUACAGCAAACAAAAAUGAAUUGACCAGGAAAUGUACUACAACAUCUUAGCGACUUAUACCGGUGUCACCUGAUCACGAUCAGGGCUGAUGAGGAUCAAGACAAUCGCUAUCUGCAUAUUGAGAUCUGGUUCACAGAUGGCAAUUCUACUGACAUCAGUGCCAAACUUAAUCCAGAUUAGUUUCCACUGUGUAGCGGCAACCACUAUUAAUCACAAUCAAGAAAUCUGGUCCAGAUCAGCGCUGAUCACGAUCAAAAGUGGCCAGAUGACACCAGUAAUAAGAAUGGCCCUUCAAGGUAAUAUUGGCGAGAAAUGAAGCAAACACAUUUAAGCAUCCUUUGUUUAGGUUUUUGCAAUCACACCGCUGUUUUCUACAAAAGCACAGACGUUUUUUUACGCGCUUGUCACAUUUUACAAGUUAUACAACGUCAUUUGUUGUAAACAUUUUUUACACAUAUUUAUGUGAGUACGUCUCGCGUGACAGAGGCUAAGAAACUGCCCGCUAUACAUGCCAUUGAUGUAGGCAAAUGCCAACCCAUAAUAUUCUUUUGACCAACGAACUAUAUUGUCGCAACAACAUUUUACACAAUGUUUUGUACAUCUUUUAUGUCCUUACACGCAUUUUCUAUACACAUUAUUUGUCAAAUGUAGUGAACAGACGCGUUCAAGUGUACAUAUGGAUAUGUACUAUGAUAUUCAUCCAUCGCUUUCUUUCCUGCCUUUGGCAAGUUGUCCAUGUGAAGUCCAACGUUCCUGGGCUAGUCAUGUCUACGCACCACACAUGACAUUAUACAAACUAACGUGGUGCUCCUUUUUUUUUUACACGUGUUGGACGACGCUUUUUUUAAAUGCGACGGAGAGUUAUGCAGUUAUAUGCUCACUGCGCAUGAAGUAUGUCAUAAUUUACAUCGCAAUUGCAUGCAUGAUAUAGAAUGAUCAUGAGUACAUAAUGCUAUAUGCAUGAAGUAUAGUCUUUUCAUGUGAAGCGUGGUGCAUUGCUUCGUAAAUUAAUCUUCAGCCCACAUGACUCUUGGCGAAGCUGCCGACGUCUCAUCCUAUCAGCCGACGUCGUUUACUGCUCACAUGAAAAUCUGCAUAUUUGUAACCACAUCUCGUCAUUGGUGUUAACGCAUCAAUUACAGUCAUCUCAAUGCGACCAUGUACGUCAUACAACGAAUGAUGACUGGGGCACCAGGCUGUGUGUAAGAGAAAGAUAUUUUGUAAUUGAUUUUCUCACAUUCAUGCUUUUUUUUUACAGUAGGAGCUCGUUCGAAAUUUUCGUCUGUAAAAGUGUACCAUGCACUUGAAUUACAGCUUGCGCAUGAAGAUUUAACGAGGCACACUGGUCCAGUGGCAAAGUCGAGUCGAGAUUUUGCCAGAAUGCCUGCUCUAUAAAUUUCUGUCUCUGACUGUGUGUUAUCAACUUGUUAUCGGAUGCUCUGCUAGCUGUAAAUUAUCUGAAAUGACUACUGCAAGUGAUUACUGUGAAUUUAAGCACUUCACUUCAUUGUCGCAAAAUCGUCUGCAUACAGUGUUGUCAUUUUUUAGAAUAUACUGUACUUGUUGAAGCAUCUAAUGACAUCGAAUAGUGUUUGUUCAUACAUGCAUCGGUCUUUGCUACUGUAUUUAUUGUCAGCAACAUAUUCAACACGCACUAUGGAAACAAAUCAUCCGACUUUGUGAGUUCGUCGCUGGACAUUAAAAUAACGCAGAAUGUUUAAAGGCAUUUCAAACACUUCGUUUGUUUUUUCUUGCCUUAACGUCAUUUGAGCAUAACUUUUUCUGCCUGGUAUUGCAUAAAAAUUGUCUUUGCACUCUGAAAAGAAUUUUUCUUUAUAACUCUUUCAUUUUAACAAUAGGUAAUUGCUUGGAGGCAAAUAUUUGUUUAGUUUCCCUCACGUUUGAGCGGUUGUGUUCAGUGUAACAAAACACCAAUUUGACAAGUAAACAUCACAAAACACUGCCUUGAACUCCACUGUCAAUAAAAGAAACACUGUCUUGAAGAAAUGACGUACAUCUCAAACAAUGUUGAGUACAUUUGCAUGUUUUUGAUGAAUGCACACAUUUCAUGCAAAGUUACAUUGCUGUACUUAAGACAAAAUCCUUCGAUAACACAAGAGGACAUGUACAUGUAUCGCUGUGACAACCAUGUGUGAAGAGUUGCUGGCACUGUAAAAUGUUUCUCUUCUUUUUGAUGCAGAAUGCACAAAUUGCUGCAUAUUCCCUGCAGAAUCCACGAAUGGUGUAUUGACGUGGCACCACCCGUGUUAUGUGCAAGACACUUAUCGUGUUUGCUAAAACAUUUAGUAGGACAUUGCAGUGUUAAAAAAUAGUUCUUGUUCUUUGUGAGAGCUUUCUUCCACAUAACUGCACGCUAAGAACAGGUUACGCUCUCUGGGGUGUAUCACCCUUAGCACACAACUAUAUUCAUCUGUCUUGGUUGCCUUUCCUUGCUUUAACACCUCAUUCCCGGUGCACUCUGAAAACUACUGCACCCUUGGAGGUGUUUUCUCACAGCAAUACUUGUAGUGCGACUUACUUGCAUAUUUUUUUCUUGAAUUCUCUGUACUUUCUACUUCAUGCCAGAAGUGGUAUGUCGCACUGGUAGCGUGCACACCAUUCAUGACGAGAAAGUACUGCGCGCACGGCGGUAAAACAAAGAGACAUGAGGUAGCCCGAUGACGAUUAUCGUAGUACGAAGAAAACACGCCCCAAAGGGCGCAAGUGUUUUCAGCGUGUACUUUCGCGAACGGCAUACACACCAUCAGCGUGCCAUGGCAUUCUUGACAGGAAAAUCGAUUGUGCAGUGUUUUCAAGGAAGAAAAUGCUUACAAGCCAGAUUACGAUCAGUGUUGCCUGGCAAAAUACACCCAGAAGGAUGUAUUUUUGUCAAGCAACUCCCCGUUGCCUGACACCCACCUUUUGGAAUCCCUCUGACAAAAAACACCCCAAAGGGUGUGUUUUAUGCCUUUUGUGUGACAAAUACACCUCAUGUCACACCAAUGGGCUAAGCACCUCCAAAUACACCUUAAAGGGAGAGACAACAGAUGCAACCCAAAAGGUGUAGCUGUUUUUGGAAUGCAGAGUUGACGUUUAUGUUACUUGUCUCGUUUGUCCUCUCUUCGUAUAGUAUGCUGCUUUUGUUUAGUAUGUUUCUUCCGAAAACCGCCCUGGCUUGAUGUCAGCCGAUGCGGGAAUCUUUACGCGCCAGUAUUGUAGGCCGUUUCAAUGUGCGGGGCUGUGGACAGAAGGGGUCACUGGCCAACCAAAGCCAUAGCUACCCGAGUAAUGCACGUAGAAAUGAGCGAAAUGAAAUGGAGAGAAAUAUUUAUGCUUGCUACUAACACAGGUGUAUACUUCCUAUUUAAACGAACACCUAAUCUCUGAAUGCUUGCUGCAAUAAAUCGAUAUUGUUGAGAAUGUAUUCUAGAAAUGGCGCCUAGACAUGCAAUCUUGCCUCCUUUUCGUAUUCCACUAAUCAACCGACUGUGUUUUCUGGACUUUUUUUGUUUGUGUGAUGCCUUCCAUAGCACCAUUUUGUUUCACUGAAAACUCUGCUUACCAUGAGCUAUGCAUCAAUGUUUCAGAUAAAGAAGGACAAAAUAGGAAGUCAUUGGCAUUCAGCAAACUGGAGCUUGUUUCAAUAAGAAUCAGUUGUUCUUUUGUACAUAAGUAUAAUCACUUUAAACUCUAUGAACGACUGAUAUAAAAAAAAAUUUGCCAGUCACAAGAGAGCUCUAUUGUGAAGGCCUAUAAAACUGGUCACAUUAAACUAAUUAUAUGAAACACAAAGAUUGUGAUCAAACAGGCAUGCUUUUAUUUGACUUGCUUCCCAUCGCUUGCAAAUAAAUAGAAAUCACUACAACCUCAGAAGUUAUUCACAAAUAAAGCGUAUGGCUGAUUUCUAUGCUAUGUUAAUGGUCAAAUACAGCCAGUAAUCAGCAGGCAACCUUUUAAAGUUAUAGCUUUGUACAUUUUGAACACAUAUAUGGGAGGCAUUGACUGCAAUGAACUGAUAGCCUUGCUCUGUUUCUAUACUGCCAACUCCAUGUACUGGUUUUGUGCUUUUUGCUGCCAUUUUGUCAUUUAAAGUGCUUUAUUGCUAUUAUAUAUAUAGAGAGAGGCAUAAAUAUAAGUACACCUCAUAUAUCUGUGGCUUUCUGUGCUCGUCUCAUGCGUUUUGUGUGAAGCAUCGUCGCCUUGUGCUCAUUCAUGGGUGGACUUUUUUGUUUAAUGUAAUGUAUGCGUGUGUACACAUUAUAAAUGCCAUUAGGUCGCGUGACUGCUUCUGCGUGUGUUGUGUAAAUAAGUGAGCAGUCUUGGAGAAGCUUUUUUUUUUAGAAAAUA